Molecule: messenger RNA, 1114 nt
Organism: Tarenaya hassleriana
Lineage: Eukaryota; Viridiplantae; Streptophyta; Magnoliopsida; Brassicales; Cleomaceae
Product: nifU-like protein 2, chloroplastic
Exons: 4
Coding region: 215-934 (239 amino acids)
Biological process (GO): iron-sulfur cluster assembly
Cellular component (GO): mitochondrion; chloroplast stroma
Molecular function (GO): iron ion binding; iron-sulfur cluster binding
Source: RefSeq, a predicted model, not a curated record
GGGAAUGAAAAAAAAAAGAAAAAAAGAAUGGACCAUAAGCCGACUUGACGAAGCAUCAAAUUAUAGCGAGCGCUCGACGAACAACAAAAACCUCCGACAACAGGUGCCGACGGCUAAUCUCCGACGCAAAUUGGGUUUGGUAACCGAUUGAAGCUAGGGUUUUUUCCACCGAUUCCGCCUACCCAACAACAGAGAAAUUGGAAUAGUGGCAGCGAUGCAAUCGGUGGCGUUGAACCCAGCUGCUUGUUGCAGUUCGGCGCGGCGAAACCUGGAUCGUCCUUCUUCUUCGCCUUCAUCGUCGUCUCGCGUUCUUUGUGCUCAGCAGAAUUCCAGAGCCGUUGGAGUUAAGGGUCUGUCCGCGAGGGGUCGUAACCCACUUCGACGAGGUUUAUGUCGAUCUGUCAGGAGCCAAGUGCCUUUCCGGCGACAUCAAGUUGUGAAGGCGGUGGCUACUCCGGACCCUGUCGUGGAAUUACCCCUGACUGCAGAGAAUGUGGAGAGUGUUCUGGACGAAGUCCGGCCAUAUCUAAUGUCCGAUGGUGGUAAUGUGGCUUUACAUGAGAUUGAUGGAAACAUUGUGAGAGUGAAGUUGCAAGGAGCAUGUGGAUCAUGCCCGAGUUCUGUUGUGACGAUGAAGAUGGGAAUUGAGCGCCGUCUGAUGGAAAAAAUCCCCGAAGUUGUGGCUGUUGAAGCUAUUCCUGAUGAAGAGACUGGCCUUGAACUGAAUGAGGAAAACAUAGAACAGGUGCUGGAAGAAAUCAGACCUUAUCUAAUCGAGUCAGCAGAUGGGUCGCUGGAGCUCGUGGAGAUAGAGGAGCCAAUCGUGAAGAUAAGAAUCACGGGACCCGCGGCUGGAGUCAUGACUGUUCGUGUGGCUGUCACGCAGAAACUGCGGGAGAAAAUCCCCGCGAUUGCGGCCGUGCAACUUCUGUAAGUUCUCAUCUGAUGUCUCCUUGGUUAAGGUUUCCUUAUGUGGGAGAAGCUUCUGUCAGCUCCUCGUACCGUACGGUUUGCAUACUUUGGUGAUGAAAAUAAUAUUUGACAUGGAAUCUCUCCCUGCUUAUGUUCCAAAAGUACAUUAACAUACUUGAAUUUUCUUUUUUAUACACUCUAA